Molecule: messenger RNA, 243 nt
Organism: Aspergillus mulundensis
Lineage: Eukaryota; Fungi; Ascomycota; Eurotiomycetes; Eurotiales; Aspergillaceae
Exons: 2
Coding region: 1-243 (80 amino acids)
Source: RefSeq, a predicted model, not a curated record
AUGUCUGCACCCCAAGUCGUCCAGAGCAUCUCCAGCGGUCCCGCUGGAGGAUGGUUCAGGACCCAGCUCGCGACCUUGCGAAACCGCUUCGUCAAUACCGAGAAGCGCCGCCAGCGAGCCGCCCUCGUCGGAACCUCCUUCGUCGCUCACCGUCCUGUCUGGAUCACGGCUGGAACCGGAGCAUACACAACGGCGGUCGCGGUUUUCCUUACAAUGAAGAUGAUGCGGCGGGUGCCUGUGUAG